AUGGAAAAUAUCAAUAAUGUCACUGAAUUUAUUCUGUUGGGACUUUCACAGAAUAAGAAAAUUAAAAAUUUUUGCUUUUUAUUAUUCUUAUUUUGUUACAUAGCUAUUUGGUUAGGAAAUGUUCUCAUCGUUAUUUCCAUCACCUAUAGUCAGCUAAUUGAGCAACCCAUGUAUUUUUUUCUUAAUUAUCUUGCUCUCUCAGACCUGUGUUAUACCUCAACAGUGACUCCCAAGCUAGUCACUGACUUACUGGAGGAAAGGAACACAAUUUCUUAUAAUAGCUGUAUGGCACAGCUUUUUGCUAUGCACUUCUUUGGGGGGAUUGAAGUCCUCAUCCUCACAGUAAUGGCUUAUGAUCGAUACGUGGCCAUCUGCAAGCCCUUGCACUACACCGUCAUGAUGAGCAGGAGAAAGUGUGAUGCCAUGGUCUUUGCUUGCUGCAUUGGGGCAUUUCUGCAUUCCUUCGUCCAAUGUCUUCUUACUAUCAACCUCCCUUUCUGUGGCCCCAAUGAGAUAGAUCAUUACUUCUGCGACGUGUAUCCUUUGCUGAAACUGGCCUGCACUGACACGUACAGAGUUGGGAUCCUGGUUGUUGCCAAUUCGGGCAUGAUGGGUUUGGUGACUUUUGUGGUCCUGGUGCUGUCUUACAUUUUGAUACUAUACACCAUCAGGAAUCACCCAGCCAAAAGCCGCAGCAAAGCUCUGUCCACUUGCAGUUCCCACAUAACAGUUGUGAUUCUAUUCUUUGUGCCCGUCCUGUUCAUUUAUAUCAGACCAGCCACCACUUUGCCAGAAGAUAAAGUGUUUGCUCUUUUCUACACCAUCAUUGCCCCCAUGUUCAACCCUCUGAUCUACACCCUGAGAAACAUGGAGAUGAAGAAUGCCUUAAGGAAAGUGUGGUGCUGUAGCAUCUUACUUAGAAGGCAUUGCACAUUUCUAAAUAUAUUAACUAUUACAUGGAUGGCAAGAACUCCUUCAGAGACCCAAUGCCCUGCAUCUAGUCAUCUUUCAGGAUGGCAGGAACUUCUGGGACUGGAGCCUGACCCCUAG
Orycteropus afer afer is the source of this 1050-nucleotide messenger RNA. Its product is annotated as olfactory receptor 4P4-like. Gene Ontology annotation, cellular component: membrane. Gene Ontology annotation, molecular function: G protein-coupled receptor activity; olfactory receptor activity. NCBI's taxonomy places the organism in Eukaryota, Metazoa, Chordata, Mammalia, Tubulidentata, Orycteropodidae. Gene Ontology annotation, biological process: G protein-coupled receptor signaling pathway. The record is from RefSeq and is a predicted model, not a curated record.